This is a messenger RNA of Penaeus indicus, 5050 nucleotides long. RefSeq names its product mucin-2-like (gene Cht6). Lineage: Eukaryota; Metazoa; Arthropoda; Malacostraca; Decapoda; Penaeidae. Bases 44 to 4282 code for a protein of 1412 amino acids. Gene Ontology annotation, cellular component: extracellular region. The transcript has 19 exons. Gene Ontology annotation, molecular function: chitinase activity; chitin binding. The record is from RefSeq and is a predicted model, not a curated record. Gene Ontology annotation, biological process: carbohydrate metabolic process; chitin catabolic process.
UGUCUCGGUGAUCACACGCGCACAAACUCACAGCUGGAUACCGAUGAAGGUCUUAUUAGCAACAGCCGCCUUGCUGGCGGCUUGGACCCAUGGCCACGAAAUAGAGAAACGGCAGGCCAGUGAGCCGGAGCGACGCGUGGUCUGCUACUACACAAACUGGUCGGUGUACAGAAGGGGCAUCGCGAAGUACACACCACAGAAUAUUAACCCUUACCUGUGUACUCACCUGAUCUACGCCUUUGGAGGACUCACCGACGAAUUUGAAGUGAAGCCUUUCGACACUUAUCAGGAUAUUGAACAAGGCGGCUACGCUAAAUUUAACGGCCUCAAGCAAUACAACAAGGGCUUAAAGACCCUCCUGGCUAUCGGCGGCUGGAACGAAGGCUCGGGUCGAUUCAGCGAGCUCGUGUCUCUGCCUGAGUACCGAAAGACGUUCAUUAUCUCGGCCAUAAGGCACCUGCGACGCUACAACUUCGACGGUCUCGAUCUGGACUGGGAGUACCCUGCUUCUCGAGAUGGGUCGGCGCCUGAGGAUAGGGAGAACUACGCAGCGCUGGUCAAGGAACUCCGCGACGCCUUUGAAGACGAAGGAUCCAAGGUCAAGAAAGGCAAGCUCCUCCUAACCAUGGCCGUCCCAGCUGGUCAGAACUACAUCGAUAAAGGCUACGACGUUCCCUCUCUCUCAAGAGACCUGGAUUUCAUCAACAUCCUCAACUACGACUACCACAGCGCCUACGAGCCUACCAUUAACCACCACGCUGCCCUCCUCCCCGCCCCUGGUACCUCCGAGUACGAGUGGAACGCCCAGCUCAAUGUGGACUGGACCGUGAAAUACUACAUCUCCCUCGGCGCAGAGAGACAGAAGCUGGUUAUCGGCAUUCCGACAUACGGCCGUUCAUACACGCUUCUCGAUGGAAAUUUCACUGACUUCGGGGCCUCGGCUGACGGUCCGGGCGAGCAGGGAAAAUAUACCAAAGAAAACGGGUUCAUGGCUUUCUAUGAGGUUUGCGAGAAUAUUGCCUCGCACGGAUGGGACGUAAGAAAGCCCUACCCGCGUCGUAUCGGUCCUUAUGCCUACAGUGGAGACCAAUGGGUUGGUUACGACGAUGAAAAGAUUGUUGCCAGAAAGGCGGAAUACGUGCGCGAAGAAGACCUCGGUGGUAUUAUGUUCUGGAGUCUCGAUAACGAUGAUUUCCGGGGCAUUUGCAACGGCGAGCAAUACCCACUCGUUGAGGCGGGCAAGAAGGCACUCUUUGGCGCUGAAGAAACCCAGACCAACGAAGCCAGGAAACUCACAUCCACGUCAAGCACAAGAGGGUCGGUCUCAGACACCCAGCGCCAAAGAAACACGUUCCGCACCACGACCCAGGAACCAGAACCGCAACAACCGCGCCGACGCCCCUCCACCACGAGAGGAACCCAAGGCAGCACCAGAACCCGAGGACGCUUCAGAACCCAGGACACCACCACCACUACCCCAGAGCCCUUCAGAACCGCCGAGGGUGGUUCGUCCGCCCGCGCCGGUCAAAGGGUUCGCGGUGGAACCCAAUUCAGGGGCGCUAGACCGCAGACUGACACUGAUAGAUCCACUAGAGUUCGCGUCAGCAACGAAAGGCCCCGCGGCACUAGCCUCACCACACGCCUUAACCGCCCACGGACAAGGACCACGCCCGCCCCCACUACGACGACCACCACCACGCCCAGGCCUACCAGACCAACCACGCCCGCCCGCACGCCCUUACGCCGCCGCCGCCCGGGAGCACGCCCACAGAACAGGCGCCAGCAACAAACCACCACCAUUGACCCUCUCAACACGCCCGCCCCCCCCACGACGCCAAGCCCAUCAACUGGAUUCUCAUGCAAACGUGAAGGUUUCUACCCCAACCCUGAUAACUGCCACAAAUACUACUGGUGCCUGGAUUCCGGUGCCUCGGGACUUGGCAUUGUGGCACACAGCUUCACCUGCCCCUCGGACCUGGUGUUCAAUAAGGUGAUCGACGGGUGCGACCACCCCGACCGCGCUAAGUGUUCGACGGAGAAGAAGAGCCGCGGGGGGGCAGGUGCUACGACCCCUCGCUCCUCCACCCCCAUCCCCACCACCACCGAAAUCCCCGUGGACUACUCCUAUAUGGACGACUACUACUACUACGACUACGAGGAGGAACUGAUUGAGCCCGAGGUGGUGGAACCCGUGUCGAACGCCGUGGCUAGGAAGAUCCACAACUCCGGCGGGAACCAGUUCGUGAUCUCAGACGCGCCCGCGGAGGAGCCAGCAGCCCCUUCGUCACGAGGUCCCGGCAGCCGGUCCAGACCCCAGUACCAGAGCAUCGCCAGACAACAGGCGCAACCAGCAGCGGCGGCAGAAGAGGAUAGUCCGUCCCCCGCCGAGCCUGAGACCCGAGGCGACCCCCUCCGCCAGUACACGACGAUCCAGCGGUCGCGCCCCCCCCGCCCGCAGGCCGCCGCCAGGGAGCAGGAGGAGACGGAGGCCCCAGAAGCCGGUGGCAGCGCGGGAGGACGCAGGAACUACGUGAACAUUGAGAGGCCCCGUCGCCCGGGCGCCAGGUCCGACGCCACCGAGGCGCCCUUCGAGUCCUUCGAGCCGACGCAGCCCACCCUUGAGUACGUGACCAUUCGGCGUGACCGUGACAGGACCCCUAUCCCCCCCUCCCCCUCUGACACCCCCCUCUCGCCCUCCUCCCCCGUGGAGGAACCCCAGCAGACGAGGCUCGCCCAGGGCCCCACCACUCCCAGGUACGUGACCCUGCAAAGACGUACCAGCACGACCUCACAGCCCAGCACGACCGCCGAGGAAGAGCUCCCCACGACCUUUGAGGAAACGACCGUCGCCUCGACCUUCCCCACCGGCGAUGACUUCGGAGUAGCUAGUGGUGGCGCAGCGCUUGAGGAUUACUAUUACGUCGACGACCUUACCUAUGAUGAUGAAGCAGCCACCUCUUCUCCUGCAAAGCCACAAACCAUAUCCGAUACCACUACUACUCCCACAACCACAACUACCACACCUAUCCCAACAACAACCACAACUACCACCACCACAACACCGCCGCCAACUACCCCAACACGCAGGACAUCCAGGCCCCGAACACGUACACGCGUUAGAGGCCGUCCAGUAACAGGCUCCAGCAGCCGCAGCCAGGAGUCGUCUGCAGGCCCUGGGGAGCGCAGAACCUCCACUCUCCGCCGCCGCCUGCCAUCCUCCACAUCCACCACGGCCGAGGGAACAUCUGUCACAGGAACGACCUCGACUAACGUGGAGGUUGUGAAGGAUGUGGAGGUGGCGCAGGAGGAGAAGGAGGAGGUUCUGGCGACUCCCACUGCCGGUAGACGACCCGGCAGACUGAGGCCCAACAGACCCAACCCACAAACACGGAGAAGGAUUGUCGUAAGGAAGAGAGUCGAAGACGACGCCAGAUCAGAUCAAGCUCAAAGCCCGACGUCCGGCCCUGCAAGGAUCCGGCCCCGACCCACCGCCUCGCCCCGCCUCACCACGCCCCGCGCCCUCAUCCGCCCCCGCCUGCGCCCCUCCGCCACCACCGCCGCGCCGCCGCCGCCGCCGACCACCCUCGAGCCCGCCAUCGUCGAGGAAGAAACCUUCGUCGAGGAGGAGAUCUUCGCGCCCGAGGAGGACUUUGUGCUCGAGGAGGAGUUCGUGCCCGACACCACCGCCGCGCCGGAGACUUCGGUGAGGCCGACCAUCAAGUCGCUCCUCAGCCCUCGGCCGAGGCCAAGCACCACGCCCGCGCCCAGGACGCCCGCGCCCACCACGCCUGCACCCACCACGCCCAGACUUCUGACCCCUAGACCCACCGCUGCCAGGCCAGUCCGCCCGCGCCCGUCCUUCCGCACCACCACCCCGCGCCCCUCGACUACCCGCCCACCUCCUCGCAGCCCUCGCCCUCCCCGCCCGGUGACCCAGAGGGCGCCGCCCGCGCCCGUCGGCCCCGCCGCCUCGUCCAUCAUCGGGGGAGACUACUUCGACUACUAUUACGAUGACCUGGAACAGGGCGCUCUCACGGGCACCCUCGGCCAGCUGGCGACGCUGACGGAGAAGGCCGUGCUGAUGCCCGACGGCUCCGUCACGUGCUACGACACCGGCUACUUCGCUCACCCCGAGUCCUGCAAGAAGUUCAUCUCGUGCUCCAAGACAGUGCGCGGCCUCGUGCGCGGCUGGGUGUACACGUGCCCGCAGCAGCUGGUGUUCGACCCCGUGGGCGGCAUGUGCAACUGGGCCGAGGCUGUCGACUGCAUCGGGGCCGAGUAGCGCCCGACGCCGACGGGGAGCCUCCGCCCGCCCGAGGGGCUGCGGCGCCGGCACCGCCAGCGCCGCCAUCCCGGGGCGACAGAAGUGUCAUCGUGUUAUCGUGUAACAUAACCAUGUGAUGGGCAAGGGUCUAAAAAAUCGUACAUAAUUUGUAAGAUAUAAUGUUGUGAAACAGUAAUUGCGCCUCUGGAAGACUUGCAUAUUAUUGUUUAAAAUUAUCUAUCUGAUAUGUAACCUUAUCUAUAGUCUUGUUAUAUUUCAUCUGAUUAGGAAUAGGAUGCAUGAUACAAGUAAAAAAACUAAAACAAAUAUUUUGACAAUAUCUUCAUAUAAAUCAAGUUUCGAGAUACAGACCUACAUAAAAAGCAGUAAAAUAGUUCAACCCAUAUAUAAAUAUUUUUUUGCAUGAGUGAAGUAUACAAUUUUUGUUUUCAGUGUUAUUCACUUAGUGUCAAUUAUGCCAAACUUUUUUUUUUUUCUUUUCGUUUUUCUUCAUCUUUUAUAUAUAUUUUUUUGUCACGUUUCUUAGAGGAGUGAAAAGUAAUGGUUGACAGGCGUGCAUCUCUCAUUUGUUCCUUUGUUGUUUCAAAGAAGUGAUACUUUGACUGUGUUUUUGUGAAACUUGUUGAGUGAAUGUGUUGAUGUGGUGCUCCUCAUCCGAUGUGAAGAUGAGAUUCUAAAUUAUUAUUAUUAUAUGGGUUCUUUAUAUUUGACCCCAUCAGUGUUUAUUGUGUAAAUAGCAUUUUGUAAUUAAACAUAUCCAUAUAA